Messenger RNA from Cucumis melo (muskmelon), 1855 nucleotides. Its product is annotated as cytochrome P450 714C2-like. Lineage: Eukaryota; Viridiplantae; Streptophyta; Magnoliopsida; Cucurbitales; Cucurbitaceae. The transcript has 5 exons. Gene Ontology annotation, molecular function: monooxygenase activity; iron ion binding; heme binding. The record is from RefSeq and is a predicted model, not a curated record. The coding region runs from base 152 to 1726 and encodes 524 amino acids.
UAAAUGAUAAAUGCAAAACAUGCAUCCCAACUUCAUGCCUUGAAUCUAUCGCCAAACAACAAAAAAACAUUCAAUUUUAGUCUCACUGAUUUGUAAAUGCUACUUGGCCUUGAAGAAAAUCGAGAGGAAGAGAGCAAAUACCACAAUUGAAAUGGAAUUAGAGCUCGAAGCCGCCAGAUCAACAAUGGCGGUGAUGGUACUCACUCUGAUGCCACUUCUUUUCUUCUUAAUUUCUCUCCAUCUCUUCCAAUCCUACUUCUGGAAACCGAAAACACUAAGAUCCAAGCUUCGUAAACAAGGAAUCGACGGUCCUCCACCAUCUUCUCUCCUUGGGAACCUCUCUGAAAUCAAGAACAUCCGAGCCCUAACUUCACAGACAAAGAGCAAACAACACGAUUCCAUUACUCAUGGCUGGACUUCUAUUCUCUUCCCGCAUUUGGAGCUAUGGCGGAAUCAAUACGGGCAGAACUUUGUGUAUUCAAGCGGAACGAUUCAGAUAUUGUGCAUAACGGAGAUGGAGACGGUGAAGGAGAUCAGUCUUUGGACGUCGUUGGGUUUAGGGAAGCCUGAUCACUUGUCUAAGGAUCGUGGGCCCUUAUUGGGCCUUGGUAUUUUGGCUUCCAGUGGCCCAAUUUGGGUUCACCAAAGGAAGAUCAUUGCUCCUCAACUAUAUCUUGAUAAAGUUAAGGGAAUGACAAGUCUAAUGGUGGAAUCUACGAAUGCCAUGCUAAGAUCAUGGGAAAUUAAAGUCGAAAAUGAUGGGGGACAAUCCGAAAUAAAUGUUGAUGACGAUUUGAGAGCCCUGUCUGCCGAUAUUAUCUCAAAAGCCUGUUUCGGAAGCAAUUAUUCUGAAGGAAAAGAGAUAUUUCUAAAACUUAGAUCCCUUCAAGUUGUCAUGUCCAAAGGAAGUAUCGGUAUUCCUGGUUUCAGGUACAUCCCCACCAAAAACAAUAGAGAAAUAUGGAGGCUAGAGAAGGAAAUCGAGUCAAUAGUUUUAAAUGUGGUAAACGAACGAAAUGGGCAAUCUUCACACGAGAAAGACUUGUUGCAAAUGAUUCUUGAGGGUGCAAAAAGUCUCGAAGAAGAUGGCAACUCGUUGAAAAUAUCACGGGACAAGUUCAUUGUUGAUAACUGCAAAAAUAUAUACUUUGCCGGUCAUGAGACGACAGCAAUAACAGCAUCAUGGUGCUUGAUGUUACUAGCAGCACAUCCUGAUUGGCAAGCUCGUGUUCGUUCUGAGGUGCUUCAAUGUUGUCAAGAUCGGCCUAUCAAUGCUGAUGCCAUUAAGAACAUGAAGAUGCUGACAAUGGUGAUACAAGAGACAUUGAGGCUGUAUCCACCUGCUGUUUUUGUCACAAGACAAGCAAUGGAAGAUAUAAAAUUAAAAAACAUUACAAUUCCGAAAGGGAUGAAUGUUCAAAUUCCAAUCCCGAUCCUACAGCAGGACAUUCAUCUCUGGGGACCCGAUGCACACUCGUUCAAUCCACAGAGGUUCAAUAAUGGCAUUGUCAAAGCUUGCAAGAACCCACAGGCUUAUAUGCCAUUCGGGGUUGGCCCACGCGUGUGUGCCGGACAAAACUUUGCAAUGGUAGAGCUGAAACUGAUAGUUGGCCUCGUUGUGUCAAGAUUUGAGUUCUCUCUUUCACCUUUUUAUAAGCAUUCCCCUGCCUUCAGGUUGGUUGUGGAGCCUGAAAAUGGAGUUAUUCUCCAUGUGAGGAAGCUAUGACCUUCCUCUUAAUCAAAUUUGGAUAUGAAAAUCUUGUACAAGUUAUGAAAUAAUACUCACAAUGGAACGUGUGUUAUUUAGGAGAUAGUUCCAAAGGUUUGAAACAUUGAAUAAAAUUCUAUUCACUAA